UUUCAUUUCCCAUCCAACUCCAUUUUUUUUUCCCUAAGUCAUUUUCAUUUUCACCAUGCGGAGCUCUCUCUCUCACAUCUCCACCGCCUCUAGCCACCUCCCUAGCCCUAGCCGCCGCCACAGCCACCGCCAACGCCCUAGCUGUAGCCGCCGCCGCCAUAGAUCUACUCUCUCUCACCUCAGCCACCACCCACUGCCACCUAUCUGAUCUUCUUCAUUAGAUCAUCUCUCAAACCCACACUCACUUGGUGGGAAUGAUAAAGCUGGCUCUAGAGGCAGGGAAGACGACACCGGCGCCGCCAGUGGGGCCGGCACUGGGUUCCAAGGGUGUGAAUAUCAUGGCUUUCUGUAAGGACUACAAUGCCAGGACAGCUGACAAGGCUGGUUAUGUUAUUCCUGUUGAAAUUACUGUCUAUGAAGAUAAAAGCUUUACUUUCAUUUUGAAGACACCCCCUGCUUCAGUUCUGCUGUUAGAAGCCGCCAAUAUGCUUCCUUAACAAUGCCCAUUAUGUGUUUGAUUGUUUUACCCUUCGUUUGUUUGGCAUUUACUGAAUGUAAUUAAGCAUCUAAUUCCUGUAUUUUAGCAGUGUGUUUUGGGGCAAUUAUUAAUUUGAUGUAGUAGCUUAUUGAGUGGUUAUUACUUGAAUCAAGUUUCGUUUUAAUA
Molecule: messenger RNA, 664 nt
Organism: Quercus lobata
Lineage: Eukaryota; Viridiplantae; Streptophyta; Magnoliopsida; Fagales; Fagaceae
Product: 50S ribosomal protein L11, chloroplastic-like
Exons: 3
Coding region: 255-497 (80 amino acids)
Biological process (GO): translation
Cellular component (GO): cytosolic large ribosomal subunit; ribosome
Molecular function (GO): large ribosomal subunit rRNA binding; structural constituent of ribosome
Source: RefSeq, a predicted model, not a curated record